GAUUUGGUGGGGAGAGGGAGAAAUAGAGCCCCACAUCUACUGAUCCACCCUACCUUUAAUUUCUUCCUUGUUAUUUUUGUCGUUUAAAUCUUCAUCAGAUCGGUAAUCUACACAUAUUUGCCCAUUUGCGAAAAAGGAUGCAGCAGCCUUGUCGGUUUCCACUCUUGGCUCUCUUGGUAGUUUUGUUGGUGAACCAAGCCCAAUGCUCCCCUAGACAACUGAAAGUUCAAGAACUCCAGAACAAACUUGACCAAAGAUUCUUGUAUUCCACACAAUCUCCACACCCCUCAAAUCCCACUAAGAUUGAAGGAAGAGUGCUGUAUCCAAUUGGGUAUGGGGCAGACCCAACAGGAGAAGAUGACAGCAGUAGCGCAAUAAUGGAGGCUCUUGAUGAUGCCCUCAAGUCCCAGAAAAAUGGGGCUGAGCUGCUUCCUGGGGUCAAGGACUUGGGUGGCCUCAUCUUGGAUUUUCAAGGUGGGGAUUUUAGGAUCAGCCAUCCCAUUAUCUUCCCGCCUGGUGUUGGAAAUAUUGUGGUACAAGGAGGAACACUGCGAGCUUCCAACAAAUUUCCAGGGGACAGGCAUCUGAUCGAGCUUGAGGUGAAAGACCAAAAUGGUAGAAUUCAUUACGAAGACGUGACGUUUCGGGACAUCCUCUUCGACUCGAGCCUCCGAGGAGGAGGGCUGUUGGUGGUUGACUCGGCCAGAAUUCGGGUAACCAACUGCUUCUUCCUCCACUUCACCACCCAGGGAAUCCUCGUCCGUAGAGGCCACGAGACCUUCAUAACCCACACCUUCCUCGGCCAGCAUCCCACCGUGGGUGGCAGUGAAGGCGAGAAGGAUUUUUCCGGCACUGCUGUUGAUCUCGCCAGCACUGAUAACGCCGUCACCGACGUCGCAAUCUUCUCCGCCGCCACCGGCAUUGUGCUCAGGGGUCAGUCUAAUAUAAUCACCGGCGUUCACUGUUACAACAAGGCUUCAACUUUUGGUGGUGUUGGGAUAUUGGUCAAGGCAGCACAGAAUAGGAUAGACAAUUGUUAUCUUGACUACAACUCUAUUGUGAUUGAAGACCCUUCACGGGUUCACGUCACAAAUGGCUAUUUUCUUGGGGAUGGCAAUGUUAUAUUGAAAUCGGUUUCGGGUCGCAUUUCGGGUCUCAAUAUUGUCAACAAUAUGUUCAUUGGGGAGCCAAUGCAUAUGCUACCAAUUGUCCAAAUUGACGGUUCCUUCAAGGAUGUGGACCAGGUUGUGAUUGAUCAGAACCAUGCCCACGGCAUGAGGCUCAAAUCCACCGCCGGAAAAUUGACGGUUGCCGGAGAUGGGACCAAGUGGGUGGCUGAUUUUUCCCCGGUUUUGGUGUUUCCUAAUAGAAUCACCCAUUUUCAAUAUUCAUUCUACAGUAGAGGGGUUGCUGGUUUUCCAGCACAUGCAGUCACAAAUGUAUCAGGCAAUGUUGUAGUUGUAGAGAGUGAGAAGCCUGUCCAAGCUUUAGUCUCUAUUUUUGUUGAUCAGAAUAAUAUCUUUGGGGACAGAAAUAUUAAGUUGUAUUAGAUAGGGAAACUCUAACUAAAUUAAUUCAUAUUGUCUUUAGUAGAA
Molecule: messenger RNA, 1595 nt
Organism: Ipomoea triloba (trilobed morning glory)
Lineage: Eukaryota; Viridiplantae; Streptophyta; Magnoliopsida; Solanales; Convolvulaceae
Product: polygalacturonase QRT3
Exons: 3
Coding region: 138-1550 (470 amino acids)
Molecular function (GO): polygalacturonase activity
Source: RefSeq, a predicted model, not a curated record